CUGCUGGUAAAGAGAUCUGUACUACAUUAGCAACAACGAUCAAUUCACUGCAUUAAACAAACCAGCACCUAUAUCAGCAGUAUCACCUGCCCUAUCCUCUACCUUCCUAAAACCAACCGAUCGAUUACCCAUGUCCGCCCUCGCCCUCAAAUCCCUCCUAGGCAUAGGAUCCCUCGCCGCCUGCCCUCUCGGCGUGGCCUACAUCCUCACAGCCGAUCACUCAACAAUCCCCCUCAAAACCCUCGCAUCAAGCAACAUCGAAAACCGCUUCAAAAUCUUUGACGAUCGCGCCCAAGACUCGCUCCCUGUGGCUGAGAGGAGACAUCGAGGGCAAAAGAUAAGGGAGGGGCUUGCUGUGGGAGGGGUUGUUUGAGUUGAAUUCUUGGGGGGUUUGGAGUGCGUGGAUAAGGAGGGUUGAGGGUUUGGGCUGAGAGCUAGUCUAUGUUACUGACGGCAUAUCUUGAGCUGCUAGUAGGACUGCGAGUAAUAAAAGGCGCGCGGAGCAUGGUUUUUAGAGAAGGCAUAGGAAUGUUUGGAAUUGAGCCGGGCGGGAGUUUGGCUAUUGCAUUUUGGAAGGGGAAGGUUGGAAGUUUGGGUACGAUGACAUUGAAGGCGUUCCGGGUUCCGAGACUUUGGACGUUGGAUGUGUACAUUUGGGAGUCCUGCAAUGUGAUGUUGUGAUUGGAGUUUGUUUCGGGUCCCGGUGGUGGAUAGUACUGUACUUGAUGCCUUGCGGGCUUGAUGGUAUAGUGUGUGUGUGUGCCCUCUUUCAGGAACCGAGUGGAUACAAGGAUACAAACUUCCUCUAAGCUAGGUUGUUUAUAUAGUAACUGCGACUAGAGCCCGCCUCGGGUCCCGGCAAUAGAUAGUACUAUACUUAAUACCCUACAAGCUUAAUACUAUAGUAUAUAUAUACCCUCUUUUAAG
This is a messenger RNA of Pseudocercospora fijiensis CIRAD86, 927 nucleotides long. RefSeq lists its product as uncharacterized. Bases 131 to 373 code for a protein of 80 amino acids. The record is from RefSeq and is a predicted model, not a curated record. NCBI's taxonomy places the organism in Eukaryota, Fungi, Ascomycota, Dothideomycetes, Mycosphaerellales, Mycosphaerellaceae. The transcript has 2 exons.